Molecule: messenger RNA, 3240 nt
Organism: Rhinocladiella mackenziei CBS 650.93
Lineage: Eukaryota; Fungi; Ascomycota; Eurotiomycetes; Chaetothyriales; Herpotrichiellaceae
Exons: 8
Coding region: 1-3240 (1079 amino acids)
Biological process (GO): lipid metabolic process
Molecular function (GO): phosphoric diester hydrolase activity; protein binding
Source: RefSeq, a predicted model, not a curated record
AUGUCAUGGAGAAAUGGCCUGACUGUGUUCCGCCCGGUCCAAGCAGAGACGACGGAUGCCGAAUGCAAAUUGGGACGUGACCAACAAUGGCUCCUUGGUGGCACAGCUCAGCCUCGUGUUGGGAUGUCAAGCAAGGCUUUGCUGCAUGCGGUAGAUGUACACAGUACUCUGAAAUUCGGUAAACAAAUCCAACGCCAGCAAUUGGAUCUUCCUGAAUAUGCGGCCAGCUUUCUCAACUACAAGGCUCUUAAGAAGCUCAUCAAACAGCUGAGUGCUACUCCCACCAUCACCGCUCAAGGAGGUUCCACGACCGUAGAUGCCCAAGCAGCUCUGAGGGCGAAUAAAGAGGUCUUUUUCUUCCGGCUGGAACGGGAAAUCGAAAAAGUCAAUGUUUUUUAUCUUCAAAAAGAAGCCGAGUUUUCCCUCCGACUUAAAACCUUGCUCGACAAGAAACGCGUGAUACAAGCAAGAAUAGCUGCCAAUUCAAGGCUCUCCGCAAGCUUUGCAACCUUGGUUGAGGGAUUCCAGCAAUUUGAUAACGACCUCAACAAACUUCAACAAUUUGUUGAAGUCAAUGAAACAGCGAUCUCCAAAAUUUUGAAAAAGUGGGACAAGACUUCCAAGUCAAGAACCAAGGAAAUUUAUUUGCAGCGCGCGGUCGAAAUUCAGCCUUGUUUCAACCGCGAUGUACUUCGAGAUCUCGCAGACCGAGCGACAACGGCCAGGCUGGAUCUGGAGGCGUGGGCCGAAGGCGAAAAUAUCCAGUACGAAGUCUCAAGGCCGACGGAUCGUACGAUUGGUCAGCGGGUUGGUACCGAAGAAAGCGACAUCGAUCUUCAAAUCUUGCAAGCAUCGGCCGCCGGCAACGUCGGUGCGCUACGGGAAUGGAUCGCGAGGCUGAGUACGUCACCGGAUGCAGGCGAACGUUUCACCCGGAUUUUUCUAGCGACGAUCAGCGAAGCCCCUGACGAUUCCCUCAAUGUCUUUCUCAACUCGGGCCUGGUAGACAUCCACGCGGAAGAUGACAUCAACGAACGCAAUUGCUUGCACGAAGCGACAAUUUAUGGCAAGGACAGUGUUCUGGAAUACGGUCUAGCGCAUGGAGUCGACCUUACUCGAUUGGAUGUGUAUGGCAGAGUGCCAUUACAUUAUGCGUGCCUGAGAGGGAGAAUCGCCAUGGUCCAAAAAUUACUGGACAACGGACCCGACACCAUCGACAUGAAAGAUCACGACAAUUUCACUCCUUUGAUCCACAGCAUCGUCCGUCAUCGAAUCGACUGCGUUCGCCUCCUCCUGGCGCAUAAUGCUAGGAUCGACCCACAGUCUGAUGCCGAUCAUAUUCCCUUGAAUUUAGCCUGCCAACACGAGUCGAUGGAGGUCGCCACCUUGCUACUUGAAAGGAACGCGAAACUUCUUCCCGACGCAGAGGGCCUUUUCCCCCAACAUCUUGUUGCUCGAUCGAGCCAAAAGGCGGACCUUCUCCUCCUUCUCCGACAGCAUGGAGCGGAUCUAAAUCAACGGGAUAAACUGUAUCAAUGGACCCCAUUAUUUCAUGCAGCGAGUGAAGGUCGCGUGGAUUGCUUGCGCGUAUUACUGGAAAAUGGAGCGAAUCCAGAAGCGCUUGACGAGAAAGGCCUAACAGCCAUGUAUUACGCCACGUGGGAAGGCCACCUCCAGUGCAUGGAUCUCUUAUGGGAACGCAGCAGUCAUCAUCACCACGCCGAAAGGAGAUCUUCGACCCGAUUGGGGGCUGUGGUUCCUCCGCACAGUCAGAUGCACGCCAUGGAGAUCACACCCGAAGAGACUGCUGGAGCAGAAGGUGAUGGCAUCCCAGAUCUAUCCCUUCCGCCGCCGAUUAUUCCACUACGCCGGUACGGUCACAACUUUCUCGACACCAAAACAUUCAUUGCCAUUCAUUUCGACCGUGGAGCGAAGGCGAUACAAUUCUUUAAUGAAGCGAGAUAUCCCGCGGCCCGCUUGACCAUCUCAUCAAAGUCUUCGGACCUCAUCCCCCGCAACUUGAUGCUGCCCAUAGAGGAAGAAUCGAGGUCGGUCUAUUUCCAAGUCGAUAACUUGAGCACUUUCGCCAUCGAUUUUGAAAUAUUUCCCACAUUCGGCUCAAAGGUCAUCGCCAAAUCGGUCGCCCUUCCGGAUUUGUUCCGCGCCAUCGAGAGCAGUGCGGGAAGUUGCUGUCUCCCUCUAUUCGACCCUCGACUUCGCCCUGUGGGCCAAAUCCAAUUUAACUUUCAAGUGAUCAAGCCGUACAAAGGAACUCCGCUGGAGAUUACCCAAUUUGCGACGUAUUGGAAAGCUACGAGUGCUCUGGAUGAUCAUAGCGGGCUGGUGACCGGAUCAAGUCUUUCAGGUGACUACUUGAGACUGAUCGUGCAGCUUACUCGGGACGGAGUUCCGGUGAUCUAUCCAUCAUAUUUCGUGACGUACAACAAUCUCGAUGUUUCCCUCUGCCAGCUCCGAUACGAUGUCCUGACCAAGCUCGGUCUCACAAGCUCCCUCCUUCACAUCGAUGGGACUCCGACAUUAGAAAGCGUUGACAUCAUGGAAUGGCGCGAUCGCCUCUUCAUGUCAAUAGCUACUCUUCAUGACGUCCUGGCUGCUGUGCCCGCGCACAUCAAUCUCAACCUGCACGUGCUGUACCCAACGGCCUACGAAGAUAUCCACCUCGGUAUAUACUCGACCAUCGAUAUCAACACGUUCGCCGAUGCCAUUUUAACUGAAGUUUUCGAUCAUGCGCGCGCUCUUCGCGCUCAGGCGCCAGAUCUAACCCGCUCGAUCGUCUUCUCUUCACUCAAUGCCAAUAUUUGCACGGCGCUGAACUGGAAACAACCCAACUUCCCGGUCCUCCUGUGCAAUGACCUUGUCGGUCUACAUACCUCUCCCACGGCGCCUACGCAGCACGCCAAUCCCAUCCAUUCUCUCCAAAUGUCCCCGGCGAAGGGUACUUCCAUUAAAGAAUCUGCGCGCCUGGCGCAGGUGAACAAUUUCAUGGGCCUAACAUGUUCUUCGCGCAUUCUACAGAUGGUUCCUGCCUUAAUAGAGACGAUAAAACAGGCGGGGCUGGUCCUCGUGUCGGACGCGUCAGGUGAAGAUGGUACGAUACAACCACUACAUCCGCAAAUGCAGGUCUCUGCUGCAGCUGGUUGGACUAUGAUGCCGGAUGGUGUCAAUGGGAUCAUGAAAGGGAACGGCAUCCUGCGGUUCAAUGAGACGAUUGAUACGUGA